CCGCCACCCCCAACACCCCUCGUGGCCAUCGCAUCAUCAACUAGAUCAUCAUCAGUUUAAGGAAACUGCAUAUCAGUUUCCUUCUUCUCCAUAUAAAUUUCAACCUCACAUCCCAUCAUUUUCACCAUCCAAAUCCCACUUCUUCUUUGUGUAAACUCUAAAAAUGGCUAAAUUUGAAUCGUUUUUGCUUGCAUUUGCCAUUGUUUCCACUUGUGUUCUUGCUGCUCCAUUUGAAGGUCUCUUACCAAAUGGAAACUUCGAACAACAACCGAAACCAACCGAUAUAAAACAAACCACACUCCUCCGCAAAAACUCGUUACCCGAAUGGGAGAUCAGCGGCCAGGUGGAGUACAUCCACGGCGGACCACAGACCAGCGGGAUGUACUUCCCGGUCGCUAACGGCAUCCACGCCGUAAAGCUUGGAAACGAAGCCACAAUCUCACAAACCAUUCCCGUGAAGGCAGGCUCGCUUUACACGGUUACGUUCGGUGCUUCGAGAACUUGUGCGCAGCAGCAAGUGCUGAGAGUUUCGGUACCGCCGCAGACCGGUGACCUCCCGCUACAAACUUUGUAUUGUAGCGAUGGUGCGGAUGUGUAUGCGUAUGGGUUUAAAGCCAAUUCUACUAGUGUGAAGUUGACGUUUCAGAACCCUGGGGUUGAUGAAGAUCCGAAAUGUGGUCCGAUCAUUGAUGCCGUUGCUAUAAAAGAGCUGCUUCCUCCAAGACCCACAAGAUUUAACUUGGUGAAAAAUGGGGGGUUCGAAGAAGGUCCUCAAGCAUUAACCAACUCCUCCACCGGCGUUCUCCUCCCUCCUCGGCAACAAGAUAUCACAUCUCCACUCCCCGGCUGGAUCAUUGAGUCGAUAAAAGCGGUAAAACUCAUCGACUCCAAACAUUUCGCCGUCCCAAGCGGUGCCUCAGCCAUUGAGCUAAUCGCGGGAAGAGAAAGCGCAGUCGCUCAAAUCAUCCGAACCAUUCCAAACAAACAUUACAAGCUAACGUUCGCGAUUGGAGACGCAAAGAAUUUUUGCCCCGGAGACAUGAUGGUUGAGGCAUUUGCUGCAAAAGAUACAUUGAAAGCACCCUUCAAAUCAGAAGGAAAGGGAAAAUGGAAGAUGGUUAGCAUGGAGUUUAAAGCGACCUCGAAGAGAACUAGAUUGAGCUUCUAUAGCUCGUUUUAUCAUACUAGGGUUGAUGAUACGGUGUCACUUUGUGGGCCUGUGAUUGAUCAAGUUACGGUUUUGUCUAUGCGAUCUUAGAAGCUGUGUUUUAUAGGUUUAUGGAUCUUGAAUCCGGGUUAUUUUAUAUGUUUAAGUUGUAUCAUCAAUUUAUAUUUUUUUAUAAUAUUAAUACAUAUCUUGUUUUAAAUUUCACAAA
This is a messenger RNA of Helianthus annuus (common sunflower), 1376 nucleotides long. RefSeq lists its product as uncharacterized. Lineage: Eukaryota; Viridiplantae; Streptophyta; Magnoliopsida; Asterales; Asteraceae. The transcript has 3 exons. Gene Ontology annotation, cellular component: plasma membrane; cell wall. Bases 164 to 1258 code for a protein of 364 amino acids. The record is from RefSeq and is a predicted model, not a curated record.